Pygocentrus nattereri (red-bellied piranha) is the source of this 2992-nucleotide messenger RNA. RefSeq names its product pre-mRNA-processing factor 39. Gene Ontology annotation, biological process: RNA processing; mRNA 5'-splice site recognition. Bases 21 to 2192 code for a protein of 723 amino acids. Gene Ontology annotation, cellular component: U1 snRNP; U2-type prespliceosome; commitment complex. The record is from RefSeq and is a predicted model, not a curated record. The transcript has 14 exons. Gene Ontology annotation, molecular function: protein binding. NCBI's taxonomy places the organism in Eukaryota, Metazoa, Chordata, Actinopteri, Characiformes, Serrasalmidae.
AGUCGCGCGUUAUUUGCGUCAUGUGUUAUCUAACUAUGGCGGCAGAAGGAACGAAAGAAUUUAGCGACAACGGACACUUUACAAACCCUCCAGAGUUUAUGGCCCUGGAGGUUUCUGAACUUCCUCAGACAGAGUUAGGGGUCUCUGAGGACAAGGGUGGAAGUGGGACAGAGAUGGCAAAUCCAUCCGUCAUCUACAGUGGCCCUCCAUUAGAAGGAGAAGAGGAGGAGGAGGAAGGAGAUCUCCCAGUGGAUUUUGAUAGACUUUGGAAAGUAGUGAGCGACAACCCUCAGGAUUUCAACGGCUGGACGGAUUUGCUACAGUAUUGUGAACAAGAAGGUCAUAUGACUGCGUCUCGGCGGGCCCUUAAUGCAUUCCUGGUCAAAUACCCCUUAUGCUACGGCUACUGGAAGAAGUUUGCUGAUAUGGAAAGACGAGCAGGCCACAACAGCAAGGCUGAAGAGGUGUGUGUACGAGGACUGAAAGCUAUCCCUCUCAGUGUGGAUCUGUGGAUACAUUACAUCAACCUCCUGCUAGGGACACUCAACAUGAAUUUGUCUGAGUCAAUAGAACGCAUUCGCAGUGCGUUUGAGGAGGCUGUGACUGCAUCGGGCUGGGACUGGCACUCAGACCGGCUGUGGGACCUGUACGCAGAAUGGGAGAAAGAACAGGGAAACUUACUAGCCAUGACUGUGGUCUAUGACCGGGUGAUGAGAGUGCCAACCCAGCUCUACAGUACCCACUAUGAGAAGCUGAAGAGUCAUUUGACCUCGCAUGCACUUCAGGAUGUCCUAAGUCCUGAGGACUACAUAAAGCUGAGGGCUGAGUACAAGCAGAUUCAGAUUCAGGCUAAGAAAGAAGGCUCCAAUCCUACAGCUGAUGAGGAAGAAGAGAGACCACCUGGGGAGGAUGAGCCUGCUGACAGUGGCAAAGACUCGGAGGAGGCAAUGCAAAAGAUGCAGGAGCUGCUGUUGGCGAGCAGAGAACAAAUGUACCUGCAGAACGAGAGUGAGGUCAGGAAGAGAUGGAACUACGAAGAGGGGAUUAAACGACCGUAUUUCCAUGUGAAGCCCUUGGACCGGGCUCAGCUGAAAGCCUGGCACAGUUAUCUGGAUUGGGAGAUGGCUGAAGCUCAGGCAGUGCAAGAGGUUAUUGAAGGAACCUCUGUGGAAGCUCCAGAACAUUCCAAAGUCAGCGAGAGUGUUGCUGGGCAUAAGCGGGUACUGAUCCUGUUUGAGCGCUGCCUCAUUGCCUGUGCACUCUAUGAAGAGUUCUGGGAUAAGUACGUGCGUUACCUUGAGCCGCGGAGCCUGGAGGAAACGCGUAGUGUUUAUCGGCAAGCAUGUGAAGUUCACCUGCCAUACAAGCAUAGUUUCCGCUUACAGUGGUCGACUUUUGAAGAGAGACAUGGUAAUAUCUUGGAGGCACAGCGAAUUUUAGAAUCUCUAGAGCAGUAUAUGCCUGGACUGGCAAUGGUACGCCUACGGCGAGCAGGGCUAGAGCGGCGAUUGGGCCGUCUGGAUAAGGCAGAAUCUCUGCUGAGGGAGGCUGUAGAGCAGAAUAAAGACAAACCACACCUUCAUGCCUUCUUCUCCAUUAAACUGGCCCGUUUCCUCCUCAAACUGGGCAAAAAUCCAUCCAAGGCUCGUGCUGUAUUGCAGGAAGCCAUCGAGCUUAGUCCGGAUAACAGUAAGCUGUACCUGAAUCUGCUGGAGCUAGAGGUAUCGGGGGACUUGCGGGUCAAUGGAGGAGGAAUCCAGCAGUGUGUGAGCAAAGCAUUAGCUGCACCUCUCUCACCAAAGACCAAAAUCCUGUUCUCUCAGCGAGGCCUGCAGUUUGCUGAGGACUUUGGGACUACAGUGCAAAGUGUGUUGAGUAUCUAUGAAGAGCACCAGAAGCUGCUGGAUGAGCUUGGUGGGAAGAAGCGAGGAGCAGAGAAUGGUGAUAAUGAUGACCCAGAGAAAAUGAGUAAAAUGGAUGAUGGCUCUGCUGUUACGGCUCCUGUUCAAGGUGUCCCACCUACUAUGCCCCCUGUUUCUAUGACAACACCACCUCCCCCCAUGAUGGGUGGAGACAUGAGUGGGUACGGAAGCUACAGCAACUGGUAUCAGCAGCAGCAGCAGCAGUAUGGGGGAUAUGGUGGUUAUCACAACCCAUGGAACCAGUACAAUCAAUACUACCCUUCCAGCUAGAGCUGAGGGGCAUGAGGCCAGCGGACAGAAACGGAGGCUUCUGGCACUGCACCAGAAUUUACAGUCAUUGAAUGUACAUGGCCCUCAAAUGGCAGGAUCUCAGUCUGAGCAAGUAUGGUAUAGUCAGAGGUAGCUGACUGAGCGUACAGUGGUGCACAUAAUGUGCAUCGUGCACUUGCUUGUCCACUUACCUCAGUGCUUUAAAGAAUGAUCUUGUCUCCUUUUGAACUGUGGGUCAUACAUCAAUGACUGCCGUGGAGAUAUUCAGGUUUUUAGAUAUUAUGUCUGUGUAAUAUAUGUAUAAUCUUUAUAUUCUGAACAUUUUUUAAACUCUUUGCGCCUUACAUUUAAACCACUGCACAUUUAUGAGUUUCUAGCCAUUCCAAAAGUAACCCUGCUUUAUUGAAGAUGUACAUAAUGGUGCUUUAUAAUGUGGCAGCAUCCCACAGGACAAAGUUUGCACAUUACACUGUACUUAUUUUAAGGUACUAUUUUUGUUGUGCACUGGAGAAAUCACUGUUUUCAUGGGUAGGGAGGGAAGUUUCUGACCAUGCCUUUUAUUUUUUUAUUUAUUUUUUUUAAACCCGGUUUUUCCCCCAAUUUAGUCGUCUCCAAUUCCACCCGCUACUUAGGACUCCCAAUCACAUGAUGCUACCAACGCUAGGGAGGGUGAAGGUUAGCACAGGCUUCCUCCGAGACCUAUGAAACCAACCACUGCAUCUUUUCGAACUGCCACUCACGCAACGUCACGGGACAGCCGAAUACGCUUGGAGGAAAGCACCAACCAACAGAUCUGUUAC